Molecule: messenger RNA, 1295 nt
Organism: Aspergillus glaucus CBS 516.65
Lineage: Eukaryota; Fungi; Ascomycota; Eurotiomycetes; Eurotiales; Aspergillaceae
Exons: 7
Coding region: 1-1239 (412 amino acids)
Molecular function (GO): monooxygenase activity; FAD binding
Source: RefSeq, a predicted model, not a curated record
AUGCCUUUGAACAUCAUUAUUGUCGGCGCUGGAAUUGGCGGUCUCUGCACAGCCGUGGCACUGCAGCAAGCCGGCCACUCCGUCAAGGUUUUUGAGAAAUCCCAAUUCAUCGGCGAGGUUGGCGCCGCGCUUCUUCUCACCCCGAAUGGCGAACGAGUACUGUCACACCUCGGGUUUGAUUUCGCGCGUGCGCGUGCGAACGAGAUGACAUGUUGGGAGGUUCUGGAUGGAGUUACCCUUGAUCCCAUUGCGAGGACAGACCUGAGUAACUCACAAGAACAGUUUGGGGCUCCGCUGCAUACGGUGCAUCGGGCAGAUUUGCAUCGUGAGCUGGUUCGAUUGGCGUCGAUGCACGGAAAUAAGCCGGCCGUGCAGCUGGCGGCGAGAGUUGUCAGCUCCAGUGCAGAGGAAGGGUUUAUUGAGUUGGACGAUGGCACGAGACAUUAUGCAGAUUUGAUUGUUGCGGGGGAUGGAGUGCAUUCGGUGUUGAGGAGUGUAGUGACGGGCGAAGAUCAACCACAACGAGCAACGGGAAUGAGUGCGUUUCGAUUUUUGAUUCCGACGGCGAGAUUAGAGAACAAUCUGCAUUUUAUAGAACUGUUAAAAGUGAAGGGCAGAGGGUCCACGGUCUUUGCCGACACGACACAGGAGAGCGAACGGCAUUUGGUGUGGUAUGAUUGUCAAGAUGGCCUGAUGCAGAACUUCGUGGGGAUCCAUGCCACACGGCCAGAGGAAGAGGAUCUCAAAGCCCUUAUGACGACGGAAUUCAGGCAUUUCCAUCCGAGUCUAGUUCAUAUUAUCAGUGUUGCUCCGGAUGUCACCGACUGGCCGCUGUCCAUCCGCGAUCCUCUACCUCGCUGGCACCGAGGCAAAAUUGUCUUGAUUGGGGAUUCUGCUCAUGCGAUGCUCCCCUUUGGAGGACAGGGGGCCAACCAGGCAAUUGAAGAUGCCGGGGCUUUGGGAGCUCUUCUACAAGGCGCCUCAGCAGACGAUAUUCCUCACUGCCUCAAUCAGUUCGAAGAAGUACGAAGAUUGCGUGCUUCCCGCGUGCAGAUCCUAUCUAAAACUCGACUUGGCAAGGAAAAGGAUGUGGAAGGUGAACUGCGACACUAUGCGGAUCCUCCGGGGGCAGACGUUCCAACAUCAUUCUCAGAGCGGUGCCAGCAUGACUUUCGGUUUGAUGUGCUCGAGAGUUGUCGAAGGGUGGGUGAGCGGACUGCAAGGGUAUCAUGUCUUUGAUGGACGCAGAUUGAUAGAGUAGCUAUUUUUGAAUAGCAUCAGUGUUAUUAUCCCAG